AUGCGCCACGCGUGGCCACCUCAUUGGACCGUGGAAAGGACUCGGUGCGGUGAGGUGGCGAGUCAUUUUCGAGGGGGUGCGGUGGGAGUGCAUUUCGAGACGAAUUCCAGUGAUCAAGUGUCUUCAUUUCUGGACAUGCUUAACUCAGAAUAUUCUGAGUAUGAGGAGCUUGCAAGGCCAACUCAAAACUUUUAUUUUUCACAAAGAAUCGGUGAAGAAAAAAUUGUUGAAGCAACUCCUGUUCCAUCUCAAGUUUCUCCGGAAAAAGCAAAAGAAAAAAGGGCUAGAACUAAAAAUUUUACAAAGCAAGAAGAUGAAAUGCUUAUUCCAGCGUGGGAAAGUAUUUCACUAGAUUCGAUUACGGGUUCUGAUCAAACAAAUGGUACUUAUUGGCAGAGAAUACAAAGCUAUUUUAUGAAACAUAAAUACUUCAAAUCUGAUCGUAGUAUCACUUCGUUAACGCACCGCUGGUCUGUGAUUCAACUUGGAGUCAACAAAUUUCAAGGAUUUUAUAACCAAUUUGAUGGACGGAGUGGGUUUACAGAACUUGAUAAGAUUGCACAUGCAAAGAAGCUGUAUAAGGAUGUUCUCAAUGUUACCUUUUCUCUGGAGCAUUGCUGGAAUAUGCUAAGGCAUUUGCUGAAAUGGAAUACUGAGUUUGCUACCAAAAAAUCGAAAGCUCGGAAAGAAAGUCCCCCACUUUCUUCCUCACAAGAAUGUGAAAUGUUAGAGAAAUCAGAAUUUGAAAGGCCUGUUGGAAGAAAGGCUGCUAAAGAGCUGCAAAAGAAAAAAAAAAGAGAAUGGGAAGUGAAUGUGAUGAUAAUGGUGGAGCUGCAAUUUUGGAACAAAUGA
Daucus carota subsp. sativus is the source of this 852-nucleotide messenger RNA. Its product is annotated as glutathione S-transferase T3-like. The record is from RefSeq and is a predicted model, not a curated record. The transcript has 3 exons. Lineage: Eukaryota; Viridiplantae; Streptophyta; Magnoliopsida; Apiales; Apiaceae. The coding region runs from base 1 to 852 and encodes 283 amino acids.